AUGCAGGGCUGGGCGGACACGAGCUUGUUCGGAUCGUGUCAGAUACCGACUCCCAAUUUGGACGCGCUGGCUGCCCACGGAGUGCUGCUCAAUCACUAUUACACUCUUCAAGCGUGCACGCCUUCCCGGUCGUCCCUGCUGACCGGCCUCUAUGCUAUCAGGCUGGGCCUCCAACAUGACGUUAUGCUUCCUGCGGAACCGGGAGGCAUCAGCCUCAAAGACCCCACGAUCGCAGAAUGUUUGAAGAAGCUGGGCUACGGCACGCACGCCUUGGGAAAAUGGCACGUUGGAUAUUCAAGCGCCAAUAACACGUCCACAAACCGAGGGUUCGAUACACACUACGGGCAUUACAACAUGGCCAAGUACUACUUCAGCGAGAAGCUUAACUUCCCUAUGUUCAUGUACUUGAGCCCUCUGGCUGCGCACGGACAGUCAGUCAACCUGACGACAGAUGCGCCGGAGAAGAACCUUGCGAAGUUCCCAUACAUUGGUGACAGAAACAGGACACUGUUUGCGGGCACUGUGGAUGCUCUAGAUGAGUCUGUAGGCCGAGUUAUCGAGGCUCUCUACAAGAGAGGUAUGUUGUACAACAGCCUGCUGGUGUUCACCAGCGACAACGGCGCCAUUCCAUGGGGCACUUAUUCCAACACUGGUUCCAACUGGCCCCUGCGUGGGACCAAGGGAACUCUCUGGGAGGGCGCCGUUCGCGUGCCGGCCCUGGUGUGGAGCCCCCUGCUCAAACCAGGACCGCACGUGGUUCUGCCGCGGCUGAUGCACGUCGUCGAUUGGCUGCCCACGCUCUACUCGGCUGCCGGAGGCAGCGUAUCAGAUCUGGGGAGCAUCGAUGGCGUCGACUUGUGGCCGUCUCUCUUGUCGGCGAAAAGCAACAAGUUCGUGGAGUGGCCACGUCAAGAAUUUCUCGUCAACGUUGACCAAACAUCUGGCCUGGCAGCCUAUCGCGACGGCGACUUCAAGCUCGUCGUGGUCAGCAAUCCCGCGUCCAACACCUCGCGAUAUCCUUUCGAUGACCCCGGUCUACAGCGACACUUGCCCACACCCGGAGAGGCGCCUCCUCUCUGUAGGAGCUCAUACGCUGCGCGAGUCUAUCUCGACUCCCACAUGAAGUCAUCGCUGACCUGGCAAACCCUGGGAAAAUUACGUAGUCUUGGCGACGGCUUUGCUGCGCCUUGGGGAUGGCGAGAGCGAGCCGCGGUGAAAUGCAGCUACAGAAGCGUGGCUCCAACGUACGUCGGGCUUCAGAAUGGAGACUACCUGUUCGACCUGUCGCAGGACCCCUGCGAGUUUCAUAACCUGGCAUCGCGGAUGCCCUCGGUCCUUUCCAAACUCAAGGGCAAGCUCCAAGUAUACCGAGGAAUUGCACGUCCACCGAAGUACCACGUCAUAAAUGAGAGGGGUCUGCCCGAAGUCAACGACUGCAUCUGGGCAAGCUGGCAGGACCAGCAGCAGACUGCCUUCCAGGACUGCCCGUGUCUGUGA
Dermacentor andersoni is the source of this 1497-nucleotide messenger RNA. The record is from RefSeq and is a predicted model, not a curated record. NCBI's taxonomy places the organism in Eukaryota, Metazoa, Arthropoda, Arachnida, Ixodida, Ixodidae.